This is a messenger RNA of Linum tenue, 1688 nucleotides long. The record is from the annotation of a GenBank genome assembly. Lineage: Eukaryota; Viridiplantae; Streptophyta; Magnoliopsida; Malpighiales; Linaceae.
UGCCACUUGAUGGUGCUUCAAUUAUUCUAUACUCAAUACUGCCACCACUCUUUCCAUGUCCCACUAGCCACUAGGAACCAUUAUUGCCAAAACUGGCCCCGCAGACUCUCAAGGAAGCAAAAUCAGACCACAUUCAACGACGAGAUAUCCCAUUUCUGGUCUUAAAGAAUCUCAUUUCAGCCAAUUCGACAUCCCUUUCCAGAAACAAGCUUCCAAGAAUUACAAAGACCCUUUCACAGCCGAUUUGUCGUCACUCAAUUUGCCCCUUUUGCCAGAAUUUCAACUCCCCCUCCCAACAAUUAAUUCCUCAGCCAUUGCCAAAAACCAUGGAGUACUCUGUUCAUGAAUUGGCAAUCACCGGCGAAAACCCACCGGCCAAGUACAUCUACACCGACAGCAUAAACCCGAGCCAGGACCCAUCGAUUCCUCUCCCCCUGCUAGAGAUUCCGGUCAUCGAUUUCAAUCGCAUCACGACUCCAUCCGUUGGCACCGGAGCAGAGCUCGAAAGGCUUCGUUCUGCUCUCAGCUCGUACGGCUGCGUCAUGGUUACAAACCACGGAGUGGAGAGUUCACUCAUGGACAGAGUGCGGCUGGUCUUCAAGCAAUUCCUUGCUCUUCCAAUGGAACAGAGGCUGAAAUGCCAGAAGGAAGCUGAUGGGUUUGAAGGCUUUGGCAGUGACAUGAUACUCACCAAAGAUGUAGCAGCAGCAGUUCGUCACUUCUCUUGUAGACUGCGGCUCACCACAUGGCCUGAAGACAAGAGACAGAUGAAGUAUUGGCCUGAACAGCCGCACGAUUUCAGGGAAGUUCUUGACGAAUACAGCAGCAAGUUAUUAGUGCUCCACGAUGCAACCCUCAGGGCCAUGGCCAGGUCACUGAGCCUGGACGACGACAGCACGUUUCUGAACGCGGUCAGAGAAGGUGGAUCGAUCUCUGCAAGAUUCAACUUCUACCCGCCGUGUCCAACGCCCGAUCGCGCUCUGGGGCUCAAGCCGCAUUCCGAUGGAACGGUGAUUACUUAUCUGUUGCAAGACGGAGAAGUGGAAGGGCUUCAGGUUCUGAAGGACGAGCAGUGGUUCAGAGUUCCGAACGUUCCUGAUGCUCUGGUUCUCCAUGUCGGAGACCAUCUAGAGAUAAUGAGCAACGGGGAGUUCAAGAGCCCGGUUCACAGAGUGGUUCUGAACCCGGAGAGGCAGAGGAUGUCUGUGGUGAUAGCGUCUUUCCCUGAGGAGGGGAGACAGAUUGAGCCAUUGGAAGGUUUGGUUAGUGGAGAAAGGCCAAGGCUUUACAGGCAGGUGAAGUACAGUAUAGUUGACCAAGUUGGUUACUAUUGGAGUGGGACGAGAGUAACAGAUGAUGCGAGAAUCUGAAGGGCUUUUUUCUUUUUUGUUCUUCAUUAUUGGAGAAAAGAAGGAGAUGACAUGUGAGAACCAAUUGUUAUUAUGCAGGGCAACAUUUUAUGAUUGUAUCCAACCCUCAUAAUGUACUUAGAUCUAUUUUGUACCGAGGAUCGUAAAACCACGUACCAAAUGUUGUAUCGGAUAAAUCGGUGAUAGAACAUUUCAUAUCUAUAUCAUGGUUUAAUUACAUUUAUUCCGGUACCGCGGCUUGAGUUAUGAUUUUCCCAAUCGAGCAUGUUUCUUCUGCCCUUGCACUAUAGCAUGAUUUUGUUGUUCUUUGAUGUUUGU